ACUUUUUGGUGUUUUACUUUUGAAUAUUUGUCAAUCUGGAUUCUGAAACUAAGUUGCAAUCAUACAUCGAGAACCAACAAAGAUUAUCGAAUCUUGUAAACGUGUAUAAAAUCUUUGCAAAGCAUUUGAUAUUGUUUAUUAGCUAUUUGCAUUUUUGUGCAUUUGAAAGUUAUUAUUUGUUGCGAAUUGUACUGUCGAGUUUACUUAGUCAAUAUGAGUAAACAAGUAAAGGCCUGCUGUCUACCAAGAUGCACGAAUAAGCAAGCGAAAAGACAUUCCAUUCCUACAAACGCAGAUGUUUGCAGAAUUUGGUUGCAAAGAAUGAAUAACCCCAAGUUAAUAAUAGCAGAUACAGUAUUAACAUCACAUAGAAUAUGUGAUAUUCACUUUGAAUCAAUUUGUAGAAGCCCCAAUGGCAGGUUAAAAAAACUUUCACUGCCAACUCUACAUUUACCUAAAUGGGGUUUCAAAAGUAGCUUAUUGGGAACACAUUAAAAAUUAUAUAGUAUGGAUAAACAAAUGGGAUUUUUCAGUGGUUUCCCCAAAUUAACGGAUCAACAUAUUUUUAAAGACAAAAUUAAGAAGAUGAGGGUGAAAAAUUGUACGCAAGUAUUUAGUCAGACAGUAGCAAUGACAAUGAAAACUCGUGCAGAGAUCAGCAAUGAGUUGCAUCCAGAAUCUCGCUUUUACUUGAAUCCCAAAGCGACUAAAACUGCAGAUUUAUUAUUGUUUACGGACAUGUUGUUCGACAGCCUUAAUGAAAAUCUGUUAAAUCCUCCUUUAGGGAAAGAAUUGAGGGGAGUUAUCACUGUUACAUCCAAACAUCUAGAUAUUUGGCUCAAUGCACUGCCAGUUUUAAAUUCAUUUCAUUUUAUAGACCCAUCAAAAAGGAGUGGCAGAUGUAUAACACCAUCAAUUAAGAAACUACCAUUCACCAAAUAUAAUAUUGUCAAACGAAUUAAUUAAGGCAAAUUCAUUAAUAUAUUCUAGGGAACAUAAAAAAAAUGUUCUAUGUGCGCCUUCAGCAAAAUUCUGUGAUAUUUUUAAAAGUUUAUCUGAUAAAAUUUUCGAAAGAUUGCCCCAGUUAAUCAAUUUGUUAGGCAUAAAAAAACAAAUAUUUCCUUUCGAGGAUUUGACAGACAUUUCCUCAAUAUUUUGUUCAGAUCAUAAGGAUUAUGUAAAUAUGUUUGUAAAUAUUAGUUUUAACAUAUGCAUAUUUCAUUACAUAAGUAUUAUUAAUAAAAUUUUGAAGGGCAAAUAUCAACAAUAUAAAGACUGAUGUUGUGAUGAAUAUGGCAUAUGUUAAAUAUAGGGAAAGCUGCAAGAAAGACAACGGUAAUAAUGAAUUAACCAUGGUUAUAAAAUCAUUUUUUUAUAUACCAUUGUAUGUACCAUGGACAAACAGAAACAUUUUUUAAACACGCCAACAUCUCACUGUUGACAGUCCUAAGCCUUCUAAACUGUGAAGGAAAAUUUUUUGUUUGUGGAUAUAGUUAUAAAAUGUCAAAAACAAAAUAAAAAUUAUAAUAAUCA
Molecule: messenger RNA, 1533 nt
Organism: Diorhabda carinulata
Lineage: Eukaryota; Metazoa; Arthropoda; Insecta; Coleoptera; Chrysomelidae
Exons: 3
Coding region: 214-495 (93 amino acids)
Source: RefSeq, a predicted model, not a curated record